GCAACCCAUUGGAUUUUCCAUACUCCCAAACCGCUGCCCCUCGGUUUCACUCUCACUGCAUAUUUGUGUGUAGAUAUAUAUAUAUACACACACCCAUGAGAAUUAGACUACAAGCAUCAAAGUAACUCAAUCUCCAAACAAAAUAGUCCUUACAAAUCUCUCUCUACUCUUUAAUUUCUCAAAUCUAAUUGUUGUCCAAAAGAUUAGAAGAUCAAUAGAAAAGAGUCGUCUGAAGAAAAAGAAAGAAAGAACGAAGAAGAUGAGUUCAACAAGCAGAGCCUGGGUUGUGGCCGCGAGUGUCGGAGCUGUGGAGGCGUUGAAAGAUCAGGGAUUCUGUAGGUGGAAUCACACAAUAAGAUCAGUACACCAGCAUGCAAAGAACAAUCUCAGGUCAUUUUCUCAGGCCAAGAAGCUCCCAAAAUCAUCUUCGGCGGCGAUGGCUUCUGGUAAAGUGAGGGACGAGAUGAAGAUGAAACAAUCGGAGGAUUCUCUGAGAAACGUCAUGUAUUUGAGCUGUUGGGGACCAAAUUGAACCCCGUAAUAGUGUUGCAACACUACUGUAUAUUGUAUAAUUUAGAAGCAAUUGCUCUUUCAAUGUAAAACAGAUUUUGACUA
Molecule: messenger RNA, 615 nt
Organism: Cornus florida
Lineage: Eukaryota; Viridiplantae; Streptophyta; Magnoliopsida; Cornales; Cornaceae
Exons: 1
Coding region: 260-532 (90 amino acids)
Source: RefSeq, a predicted model, not a curated record